Vicia villosa (hairy vetch) is the source of this 975-nucleotide messenger RNA. RefSeq names its product transcription factor bHLH35-like. Bases 244 to 966 code for a protein of 240 amino acids. The record is from RefSeq and is a predicted model, not a curated record. Gene Ontology annotation, cellular component: nucleus. Lineage: Eukaryota; Viridiplantae; Streptophyta; Magnoliopsida; Fabales; Fabaceae. Gene Ontology annotation, molecular function: protein dimerization activity; sequence-specific DNA binding; DNA-binding transcription factor activity. Gene Ontology annotation, biological process: regulation of DNA-templated transcription. The transcript has 5 exons.
ACUCAUAUUUCAAAUUUAAUAGUAUAGCAUUUUUAUUGUUUUUAAGAAAAAUAAUUAGAUUGCAGCUAGAUUUAAUUUUUAUCCAAUGUGGCAACACAACACGUGACUAAAUUGCAUCAGACCUUAGUGUAUAUAUACAAAGUAGGCAAAGCAAAAAACACCCAAUAAAACAAAUCACCUUAAAUUUCUUUGAAUCAAGAAAGCAUCAUAUUCUCUCUUCCUUCAGUUUCAACUUUAACAAGCAUGGAGAAUAUUGAUGAAGAGUGCAAGCAUUUCUUGGAGAAUAGCAUGUUCCUCCAAACCCAAGAGCUUGAUGGCUGGGGGUUUGAUGAGGCACUUUCAGGGUACUAUGAUUCAAGCUCUCCAGAUGGUGCAGCUUCAUCUAAGAAUAUUGUUUCAGAAAGGAAUAGAAGAAAUAAACUCAAUCAAAGACUCUUUGCACUUAGAGCAGUGGUCCCUAAUAUUAGCAAGAUGGACAAGGCUUCAAUUAUUAAGGAUGCAAUUGAGUACAUAGAGCACUUGCAUGAACAAGAGAAGAAAAUUGAAGCUGAGAUAGUCGAACUUGAAUCUGGGAUGCCAAAUAGUAUUAAUUCAAGUUAUGAUUUUGAUCAGGAGCUUCCUGUGUUGCUGAGGUCCAAGAAGAAGAGAACAGAUCACUUGUACGAUUCUGUCAGUUCAAGAAACUAUCCAAUUGAACUUCUUGAGCUUAGGGUUACCUAUAUGGGAGAUAAUACAAUGGUUGUAAGCUUGACAUGUAGCAAAAGGACAGACACUAUGGUUAAAUUAUGUGAAGUGUUUGAAUCUUUGAACCUCAAAAUCAUCACUGCCAAUAUCACUUGUUUCUCUGGCAGGCUUCUGAAGACAGUCUUCAUUCAGGCAAAUGAAGAAGACAAAGAUCUGUUGCAGAUUAAGAUCCAAACAGCCAUUACAGCUCUUAAUGAUCCUCUAAGUCCUAUGAGCAUUUAAUGAAGUGCA